Molecule: messenger RNA, 1284 nt
Organism: Peromyscus leucopus (white-footed mouse)
Lineage: Eukaryota; Metazoa; Chordata; Mammalia; Rodentia; Cricetidae
Gene: Smad3
Product: SMAD family member 3
Exons: 9
Coding region: 1-1278 (425 amino acids)
Biological process (GO): anatomical structure morphogenesis; cell differentiation; BMP signaling pathway
Cellular component (GO): heteromeric SMAD protein complex
Molecular function (GO): RNA polymerase II cis-regulatory region sequence-specific DNA binding; DNA-binding transcription factor activity, RNA polymerase II-specific; I-SMAD binding
Source: RefSeq, a predicted model, not a curated record
AUGUCGUCCAUCCUGCCCUUCACCCCCCCGAUCGUGAAGCGCCUGCUGGGCUGGAAGAAGGGCGAGCAGAACGGGCAGGAGGAGAAGUGGUGCGAGAAGGCGGUCAAGAGCUUGGUGAAGAAGCUCAAGAAGACGGGGCAGCUGGACGAGCUGGAGAAGGCCAUCACCACGCAGAACGUGAACACCAAGUGCAUUACCAUCCCCAGGUCACUGGAUGGCCGGCUGCAGGUGUCCCAUCGGAAGGGGCUUCCCCACGUCAUCUACUGCCGCCUGUGGCGAUGGCCCGACCUGCACAGUCACCAUGAGUUACGGGCCAUGGAGCUGUGUGAGUUCGCCUUCAACAUGAAGAAGGAUGAAGUGUGUGUAAAUCCUUACCACUAUCAGAGAGUAGAGACACCAGUUCUACCUCCAGUGUUGGUACCACGCCACACCGAGAUCCCGGCCGAGUUCCCCCCGCUGGAUGACUACAGCCAUUCCAUCCCUGAGAACACUAACUUCCCCGCUGGCAUUGAGCCCCAAAGCAAUAUUCCAGAAACCCCACCCCCUGGCUACCUGAGCGAAGAUGGAGAAGCCAGUGACCACCAGAUGAACCACAGCAUGGACGCAGGCUCUCCAAACCUAUCCCCGAAUCCGAUGUCCCCAGCACACAAUAACUUGGACCUACAGCCAGUGACCUACUGUGAGCCAGCCUUCUGGUGCUCCAUCUCCUACUACGAGCUGAACCAGCGAGUUGGGGAGACAUUCCAUGCCUCACAGCCGUCCAUGACGGUGGAUGGCUUCACUGAUCCCUCCAACUCCGAGCGCUUCUGCCUGGGCCUGCUGUCUAAUGUCAAUCGGAAUGCAGCUGUGGAACUUACGAGGCGGCACAUUGGGAGAGGCGUGCGGCUCUACUACAUCGGAGGGGAGGUCUUCGCCGAGUGCCUCAGCGACAGUGCUAUCUUUGUUCAGUCACCCAACUGCAACCAGCGCUAUGGCUGGCACCCUGCCACGGUCUGCAAGAUCCCCCCAGGCUGCAACCUGAAGAUCUUCAACAACCAGGAAUUUGCUGCUCUCCUGGCUCAGUCUGUCAACCAGGGCUUCGAGGCCGUCUACCAGCUGACGCGAAUGUGCACCAUCCGCAUGAGCUUCGUCAAAGGCUGGGGAGCCGAGUACAGGAGACAGACAGUGACCAGUACCCCGUGCUGGAUCGAGCUGCACCUGAACGGGCCUUUGCAGUGGCUUGACAAGGUCCUCACGCAGAUGGGCUCUCCAAGCAUCCGCUGCUCCAGUGUGUCUUAGAGAUAC